AUGGCUAAGAGACCAGCAGAAGAACUUGGGACUGAAGCAGACGCACUGAAGGGCGGUGAGCGACCUUUGAAGGUAGAAGAUGGCGAAGAGAUGGAUUUUGAGGAUGAGUUUGAAGACGAGUACGAGAGCGAGGAAGACAUCUUUGAAGCAGGAGUAGACGGGCGGCCGGACGAAGAAAGAGAAGCUGAAGAGAGAAGGGGUACGUGGUACUCGCCAGAAGCAUUGUGCGAUUGUCUGCCCUUUAGUGCAAUCCGGUUGUCCUGA
Letharia columbiana is the source of this 264-nucleotide messenger RNA. RefSeq lists its product as uncharacterized. The coding region runs from base 1 to 264 and encodes 87 amino acids. Lineage: Eukaryota; Fungi; Ascomycota; Lecanoromycetes; Lecanorales; Parmeliaceae. The transcript has a single exon. The record is from RefSeq and is a predicted model, not a curated record.